Messenger RNA from Cylicostephanus goldi, 1572 nucleotides. NCBI's taxonomy places the organism in Eukaryota, Metazoa, Nematoda, Chromadorea, Rhabditida, Strongylidae. The record is from the annotation of a GenBank genome assembly.
AUGCCUCAACCCCAGGAGGGUCAGCCGCGUGACAUGUGCUACAAUUGCGGCCGUUACGGCCACUUCGCCAGGGAAUGCAGGAGGGACAAGUCACAACACCCCUCGCCGUUCGUUAGGGCGCUUUUGUGUGAAGGUUACUCCCCAGAAUUCGUAGGCAAGCCCGCACUCGGCGUGAUUCGAAACAAUUGCAAUUCAGCACGAUUGCAUGAGGGGUUCGUAGAUUCGGAGUUAGUCCAGCUUCUUCACACCGGCGCCAUAAUUAGGGUAACUGAGGGUGAGAGAAUUAGAAUCAACCCGCUCUCCGUAGCGGAGGGGAAAAAGCUGAGACUUAUUCUGGAUCUGUCGGAGCUUAAUAGGUGGAGGCUGACGUGGCUGGGGCAUGACAUCGACCUAGUAUCUUCGACUCUUAACGUCUCUUGCGAAAGAAGGAAGAGAGCCAGGGCGUUGGCUGAGAGACUGCUAGCGGCGAGGGGCCCAUCUCUCUUAGACAGAUUGAGAUGGCAAGGCACAGUGGCCUCAAUGCAUCUAGUGAUUCCUUCAGGUAAGAUGAGAAGGUGGAAAGCGGUGGUUUCCCAGGUGGCGCAGCGGGAGAAGGACGGCACGGCACUAUCUUUCCGAUGGUCCCUUUCCUCUCAAGAGAGAGCAGAAGUGCAAGGUUGGUUAGAUUUCGAUGUCGAUUUCAAAGGCGCGCCCUUAUCCAAUAUUUCGCAGCUUUCCAACGCGCUGAGAGCCUUUUCAGACGCAUCAGAACUUGGGGUAGGCGCCGUUUUACACUUAGACGUGGGCAUAAAGUUGACAUCUUCUGGGAAUUUACCACACAAUUUAGUAGGGACUUCUAGUACCGCUAGAGAACUUUACGCCAUCUUAUUUGGGCUGAGAUCGUUCCGCGAACACAUCAUUAGGGAGCAGCUAGUGUGGCACUGCGAUAACCAGGCAGCAGUUGCUAUUCUCAAAAAGGGUACCACAAGACCACAUUUACAAAACUUGGCCAAAGAGAUAUGGGAUUUUUGUGCGCAGUUUCAACUCACCAUCGAGUUUUCUUGGAUUGCCCGAGCAUUCAAUAAUGAAGCCGAUUCGGCCUCCCGGGUAAUCAACCUAGAUGAUUGGAGCAUUAGCGACGAAAUUUGUUCACAAUUGCAGAAAGACUGGGGAAGUUGCAACAUUGACUUGUUCGCUAGCCUAUCUAGCAGGAAAUGCCCGUCCUUUAUUUCCAGAGAGGCCUGCUCUGAAGCAGUGGCGACCGACGCUUUUUCGGCAGAAGCAGCUAUGUGGUGGAGAAGCAACUUUAUAUGGUGGGUUCCUCCUCCAAAUCUUAUAGCAAAAACUUUGUUUUGGGCUAGGCGGCAUGGUAGUAGUGGCAUUUUGGGAUUUCCAUUUUGGCCUUCUAAUUUAUUUUUCGCGUAUUUACGAGAAGGUGACUCUUGGAUCCCCGAGAUCAAGGCUGUGAAAAUAUUCCCGGCUGGAAGCCCAGUCCUGGUAGGAAACUCUCCCUCAUUCACUUUCGGUGGUAAAUCGCUCAAUUUUGACUUUGCCUUUGCGCUUAUCCGUUUCAACAAUCCCCUCGCGCUUUAA